CUGGUUCGGACGACGACCAGCACAUUUCCUACGUCCAGCACGCCUUCCCUUUUCCCCCUUCGUCCUCCUCGUCACCGCCAUGUUUGCUGCUUCUGCACGCUCUGCAGCUCUCUCCGCUGGUCUCGGACGCCGCGCGGCGAGCACCAUCGCGCAAAAGUACUCAAGCGCCGUCUUCUCCGCCGCGCUCAACAAGUCGCCCCAGGUGCUGAGCAAGGUCCAGACGGAGCUCAACGCGAUCCAGUCCGCCGUCAAGUCCAACGCCGAGCUCUCAUCGUUCAUCCACAAUCCCACCCUCUCCACCAAGGACCGCUCGGCCGGCCUCCCCGCGCUCUACGCCGCUGCUGGCAAGGAGGGCGUGUCGGACAUCACGAAAAACCUGUUCAUCGUCCUCUCUGAGAACGGCCGGCUCGUGGAGACCGAGGGCGUGAUUGAGGGCUUCAACGAGCUCGUCGCAAACUACAGGGGCGAGCUGAACGUUACCAUCACGAGCGCGGCGCCCCUCCCGAAGGACAUCCAGACGCGGUUGGAGACCCUGCUGAAGCAGUCGCAGGCUGCGCAGCAGGCCAAGUCGCUGAAGAUCACCAACAAGAUUAAUCCCGCUGUGCUCGGUGGUGUGGUUGUCGACUUCGGUGAGAAGACUAUCGACCUCAGCGUCGCGUCGCGUGUCAACAAGCUCAACAACCUCCUCUCGCCCUCCAUCCUCAGACGAUAUCCAUUCAGCACUGGCUUGUUUCGUGAAAUACUGCAGAAUUCCGAUGAUGCGCGUGCGACGAAGCAGGUGUUUGUGUUGGACCGACGGCAGUUUGGCACGAAGACUCUGAUCAAAGACGGUCUGAGUCACUUGCAAGGCCCUGCCUUUCUUGCAUACAAUGAUGCCGUCUUCUCCGACGCCGAUUGGGAGGCCAUUCGGACUGUCAGCGAGUCGUCCAAAACCGGGGACACUGAGAAAAUCGGAAAGCAUGGAUUAGGUUCUCGCGCUUACUAUCACCUCACCGAUAAUCCGCAAUAUCUCUCCGGCGGCUACCACGUUGUCUUCGAUCCCCAUAGAUGGGCCUUCGGUCAGGGGGGUUGGAAGCAGUCGCUGGAGGAGAUCGCGCGGGACUACCCCGAUCAGCUUGAGCCUUUCAGUUCCCUACUCCCUCAUGGAGAUCGCACGAGUCUCCCAGGAACAAUUGUUCGUCUUGCCCUGCGCCCUGCGACGGCAGCGAGUCGGAUAUCGAGCAAGAAGGUGACCGCGGACGAGAUUCACGAUCUCCUCCUGGACUUCGUUCGGAAGGAGUUAGACGUCGCGUUGCUCUUCCUCUCCCACCUCACCUGUAUUGAAGUGAGGGAAAUUGGCGUCGACGGUGCAGCCAAAACGCUAGCGUCAGUUACUGCAAGCUUGCGACCCCCGGUCCCCAGACUCUACAGCCGUACAAUCAGUACUACUAUCGAAGCCUCCGCCUCCACCACUCGGGAAUGGUCUAUCAUCCACGCGUCCUUCGAGAUGGAAGAAGGCGUCGAAUUGCUGUGCAAGUCGCUGGAGGCUAGCAAAGAGUGGGUCGAAGGAGAGGUCGUGCGCGAGAAGCUUCGUCCCAACGUAGCGCUGGCCUUCCCUACCAAUGCAUCGCAGGGGUUCCGUGGCCGGCUUUUCACAUAUCUCCCUCUCCCCCUUGUCACCGGCUUCCCGUGCCAUAUCCAUGGCGUCUUUUCCCUCACCGACUCACGCCAGAACUUGCGCAACCCCUCGGAGACCAUCAUGCGCGAAACCGCAGACGCGCUCGCAGUGGCAUGGAACAAGUUGCUGUUCAACACGCUGAUCCCUCGCACAUGGCUGGAGUUCCUCGAAGGCAUCGCAGCCGGACUCUCGCCUACGUCCCUGUACGACUCACUACCUCCGCUUCAGGACCAAAAUACGAGCGGCGAUGCGAUGUACUGGACGUCGCUCCUUCGCGAUCUCGUCAAGCUCGCUGACGAGCGCGUUGCAAGAAUUUGGCCUGUGUUCGGUCUUGCGGGUCCGCCUCAGGCCAUGCGUUAUGCCUCUCUUCAAGAUGUACUCGUUGCGGGGUCGGGAGAUGAUCAGACGCAGCUGCAUGCGCUCGCUAGGGCUGGUGUGGACAUCGUCGUACCUCCAUCGGAGCUCCGCCGCGUCCUGCUGGACAUCCGUUCCGCGCAGGAGCUCACGCCGACCAGUGCGCGGCCGAGGCUAGUGGCUUCCGAGAGCCUUCGCAGCCUCUCCCCGCACGAGAAAAAUCGCGUCGUCGAGUUCCUUCUCAGGUCGCAUGAUCUGCGGGAGCUAAUUGACGUUCCUGUCUUCACUCUGAUCUCUGGUGUGACUGCUGCUUUGCAGGCCUAUCGCAGGGAUCAGCAGGUCGUGCAUGUGCUUUUGGACGAAGCGGCCACGGAAGUGUUCGGCCAGUUCGGUACGAAUGCUAUCAGCCUCCGCGACGUGCCUCCGGUGGCGUGUACGCUUCUUGUGGGCAGUGGUCGUGGAGCGCUCAACGUCUGUCCUCUUGACCGCGAUACAGUUAUUGCCUACAUUCAGUCUGCGCGCAGCGACUUUGCUUCUUCUAAGACUUCCACGAAUAGCGCAUGGUCUUGGGGUGAGACGGUUGGAUGGCUUGAGAAGUUUUGGACUUGGAUCCAGACCAGCUCCUUGGCUGAUGGCCUCCAAUCUGACCUCAGGCAACUUCCUCUGCUCCCCACGAUCGCUGGCGAGACGCGAUCGGUCGAGGAUCAAGUCUUCUCGCAUUCCUGCGAGGUGGCCGACCUCGUUCGAAAUGCCUUGUCAAACCUUGGAGUCCACGUACUGGAUGCUCGCAUUCCCUCCGCGUACCUGGAACGGCAGAAGUGGAUCAAGUCGUUGUCCAAGGCCUCGGAGCUGCUAGACGUUUUCUUCACCGUUUCGCUGGUGAUAGAGGACGAUCACGUGGCGAAGAUCCUCCGAGCCCACCUUGCAAGCUGCCUGAGGGAUGACGUCAGCCUCACUGGUACUCAGCAAAUGACAUUGCGCGAGCUUCCUAUUCACCUCGUGCUCACCGACAAUGUAUCCGAGAGUAUGCAACCCCUACCUCCGAACAACAGCCUCCACUGUGUCGACAAGCGUCACGACAUCGCCCUACCCUUGCCCCUCAUUCCGGACGCGACCUUCAUCCAUUGUACCACAGACCAGCGGCCACUCAUCGAGCACCUUGACUACUCUGCCGUUACGCGUCCCCUGACCAUGGACCGUCUCUUGCAGCUGCACGCAGAUCAUUUCUCUAUGCAAACCCCCCACGUGCGCAUCAAGGUCUUGAGGUAUCUCGUCGAACGUAGGUCCGUCCCGAAGCCUUCGAUCGCGGAGAAGCUCUGGAGCUCGCCGAUUGUACUGGUCGGCCAAGGGAACCGCUUCCUUCCUCCCAAGGAUGUUGUAGACCCACAAUCUGAGAUUGCAGAUAUCGUCCCACCCUGGGACCCCGACGCUAUCUGUCGCGAUGAUUCCGCCAACUCGGAGACAACCUCGUUACUUGCUGCCUUGAACCUUCUUCGCCGCAAGCUUGAUGUAGACUUUGUGGUCGCUCGGAUCAGCUCCAUCGCCCACUUUGAUCCUAGUAGCGAAAAGGGAUCCGAUCUCGCCAAGAGGUUGUUGUCUGUCAUGGACCGAACAUGGUUCAACUGGUCCGACGUCUCCUACGAUCGUGAACUUGCGUGGCUUCCUACCACGUCGGGCUUGCGGAGGCCAAGCGACUGUCGCGACCAAUCUCACGGCAUGCUCUGUGACCGCGUUCUACCCAUCCUUGAUAUGCAGCAGCUGCAAUCGGUUGUUCUGCGCCGUAUGCUUGGCUGGGACGCUCCUGUCCCGUUGGAAACUCUCAUGGAGCAGUUCCGGAUGAUACUCGCCGAACCCGAGCACCCGUCCCAUCCGCAGUAUCUCAUCGCGCUGACGUCGGAAUUCGGCCGGCGAUUUGGAGACAUGACCUCUGCUCAGCUAGAUGACGUCGCCGCCAUGGCUCGUCAAGCCAGAUGGGUGAUGACUUCGGGAGGGGUGCUCAAGCAACCAGCCUUCGCUGUUUUCAAGCUCUCCGUGGCAUUGUACGGGUUCGGCCAGAUCCCGAUUGACAUUGCGGAACGUCAUGGCGUCGAGAAAUUCCUUACCCGCAUGGGCUGCACGCAAAGACCCCAUAACGAUGCAAUCAUCGACCAGCUGAGACAGCUGCACCAGGCGCAGGCACAGGCGCAGGCCUCGGGGCUAUCGGACGGAACGGCGCUAGAAUGCGUCCUGUUGUUGCAAGCUCUCGACCAUGGUUCACUCACUUCUCUACAACAAGAACGAAUCCUGGCUCCUGAUGUCCAUUCUCGCCUUCGUACGGUACAGGGCUUGUACUACAAUGAUCUCGGCUCCCGCGCCAUUCGCUACGACAUCCCGAACGAUCGUAUCCAAGCUCACAACAACAUGCCCCACGCCCUCUGCAUUGCAUUGCAAAUUCCAUCCCUAGGUUCAUUGCAUCUGCAGCCACUUGAUCUCGGCUUUGAGGACAUGCGGGAGGACCUUACUACGCGCAUUGGGAACGUCUUGCGGGCCUACAACAUCCAGCAGGCGUUCAACGAGUUUCUCGCAAAUGCUUCUGAUGCAGGAGCCAGGAAGUUCAACAUCAUGCUUGACUGUAAGGAAGAUCGCCGAGCUGAUCCCUCCGAGGUGCUAUGCGAGAAUAUGGCCCAAUUUUGCAGAGGUCCGGCACUCGUCGUGCACAAUGACGCUGAGUUCACGAUGGACGACAUUCGUGGCAUUUGCCGUGUCGGGCGAGGCGGAAAAGAGGGCAAGGAAGAUACAGUGGGACGGUUCGGGCUCGGAUCGCUCUCUUUCUAUCAUUUCUCGGAGGUCGCCAUGAUCCUCUCGGGCUCGAACAUAUUGUUGCUAGAUCCAAGCGGCCGUUUUCUCCCUGAAGACUGGAGGUGGAAUUCGUACGCAGUAUCGCUGGAGAAAAUCAAAGGUCUCUAUCCUGGGCACGUUCGGCUCUUUCAUGACCUCUUCGGCUAUCAAGGAGAGGACCACUACCAAGGGACUAUCAUCCGGUUGCCUUUGCGAACGGAUGCACAAGCUGUUCAAAGCGCCCUCUCAAGACGCUCGCUUUCCACCUGUGACGUGUCGGAUAUGUUGGAGAGGUAUCAGGCAGUUGCAAGUCGUUCUCUCUUCUUCAUCGGGAUUGAGGAGAUCACCGCGUCGGUGAACCAAUAUGGCAGAAGAGCACCAACCGAGAUUUGGUCCGUCACCGCGAAACGUAUAGAAGACAUCGUCUCCAGUGGGAGUGCCAACCCCCGUCUUCUCAUUGAUCUCAGCCACUCUUCCCAACCCCUUGGGUGCAAGACGUCUAGUUGGCUCAUUGCGACCACCGUGAUUGCUCCGGAAUCUUUCCCUGAUUGGGUCCAAUCCGUUGUCGACAGACACCGCCUCAAGCAGGUCAGCAUUGCUUUAGCCGCCAAGAUCUCCGCGGUCGAGAGAAAUUACCUAGAGCAACCGUCCUCCGAGUUCCAUUUCUGCUCCUCCUUACCGUUGCCUAUUAGUACGUGCCUUCCCAUGCAUGUCCAUGCGUCGUUUGUGCUCGCAGACGAUAGGCGGAACAUUCGGUGGGAUGGGGAUGGGAUGCUCUACCCAGAGGCCAAAUACAACCACUGGCUCCUGUCGUGCAUGCUCCCUCCUCUCUAUCUUCAAAUGUUCGCUCUUUUCAACGAACGUUUUGGCGACAAAGCACCUCUGCCUUGGCCAGGAAACCUCGAACGAUUCACUGAUCCAUUCUCCAAGACCCUCGUCGAUGCCUUCUUCAGCGACAAUCUCCUUCGUGCAACUCCGCAACGCAUCUUUCGUAGCGUCACUGGCCGACUGAUUGAUCCUUCGACAGCGGUCGUGCGCGGCGGGGAGCCGCAGGCUGUGAAGGACGUCCUCGAUGAACUUUGUCCAGAAGACCUUGUCAAAUUACCUCCCUACAUUCGUUCCAGGGUCCUGAACCUUCCGUUCAUCCGAAAGACAUCUCCUCAGUACCUCUGCGAUCUCAUCGCUACUCGCACGCUGCACUUCCUGGACGCUUACAGGAGACAUGCCUUGACAGUGGCUCAUGUCGAAGCCGUCAUUCGAUAUCUUCUAGCGGAGUCGCCUAUGCCUACCUCCAGCCUUGUUGGCUUGCCGCUGCUUCCUCUCGCUGAUGGUAGCUUAUCGAGCAUCAGGGCGGAAGGAGCUCAUGAGGACCGGGUCUACACAUUACCCAGGGGUGAACGACCAUGGCCUCUCUUUCCUGCUACUCGCUUCCUUGACCCUGAGCUUGACAAGGACCUUAUCCUGAAGAAAAGUUGGAAUGUGGCUUUGUGGGACAAAUCUGCUGUCGCCGCUCUUCUACGGUCAACGAUCCCUGAAGCCCCACGCCUCGAAGCUUCCGAGAGCGAGUGGUACUGGAUCGUAGCUUUCUGGAGAUUCUUCCAGUCUGUUUCGAAAAAGUUGCUCACUGCACUCAAGUCUUUCCCUCUCAUCCCAACAGAGGAUGACCGAAUCCUUGUAUCCCUGAACUCGGCCAUUGCAUUUCCGGCGAUACUCCCUCCAGCUGCUUUGGAUGACGACGCUACAUUGGUUCUAGCCUCUCUCCGGAAGCUGGGCGUCGUCGUCGUCAAAACGGUAUUUGCCCAAGCAACGUCGCAGUUGCCUCGGCGUGUUCGCGACGAGAUGGAGUCAGCCGUCAGGUUCAGCUUUCAACGGAUGAUACAGAUCCUCCACCAUUUGAAUGAAGACGGGCGCCUCCAGAACAAGUUCGGGAGGUUAUCUGACGAUGAGCAGACCCGAGUGGCCUUCUGGUUACGCGGUGGCCUUCGAGACAUUCCUUCUGUCCGCGCCAAUUCACCGAAGCCACAAUUCCUCGACGUUGUCCGACACCUUCCGAUCUGGCCUACCUCCCGCGGUGGUAGACCGUCUGGACUCCGCCCUCUUUCAGCUACAAGUCUUCGUGUCCUGCCGUCGAGCGUGAAGCCUGUUGAUGACAUCACCCGAUUUCUCCUCACGGAUACCAGCUUUGUCGAAUGCUCCCAUGAUAUCGUCCGCCUUCAGCUCGCCCAACCUAUGUCGUCAGGAGAGCUUUUGCAGCAAUUGAAAUUCCCCUCCUUCUUCCGCAAUUCUGACACUCUCGGUCCGUACAAAACGCUGCUCAACAUACUCGUGCAGCUAGGUGACAAGGAGGUGUCGGGUCGCUUGCAGGUUCCCAACGAGAACCUCGAGAUGUUGAACAUUCAUGCGAUGUACAAAAGCGAUGUCUCCGAAUUUACCGCUGCCUUCACGUACAGGGCCAACGAAGUCUUCAUACACAGCGACUUGCGUUCAUAUGAGGCACAGCUGACGUCGCUGGGUCUUCGCCACGCUCUAUCAUUCGAGAACUUCAAGGCAUGCGUCCUAGCUAUUGACAAGGACUUCAAGAGGGAGGACCUACGUGACCAGCAGAAGGCCCAAUCUGUUUACGGGUGGUACUCAACCCGGCUCCCCCUAUCGGUUGCCAACGACAACGACUGGCGCGGGCUGGACUCGUAUGCCUUCAUUCCGAGGCACCACUCUCGACGCCUUGGAAGUCCCACUGCGUCUGAAGUCGCUCAGUUCGCUGUCUCCCUCCCGCUCAUCGUGUCGCCGAAGAAGAUCUUGCGCCAUCAAUACUCCCCGAUUGCUUGGACACAGCGUGCUCUGUUCCCUGAGACGCCCAACAAGAAAUUGUUCCUGGCGGACGAGGCUGUAGGCGUACCGACCGUCGAAGAAGUGGUUGAACACCUUCACGUUCUCGCCACUAAGAUUGCCCCUCGAUAUCCCGGCGACUCAGGUCUCUUAGACGAUCUCAAGGCGACGUACGGGUACCUCAAUGAACACCACGAGGAUUCGCAGAGGUUCAUGGUGCGAUGCAGGAAGGAGGCGUUGUUCCUCAACGUCGACAAUCCGGAGAGCGAUUCAUGGACGUUUUUGCCUGCAUGUCAAAUCAUGCUCAAUGUUUCGGACGAGGACGGAUUUUGGGAAGUACGCGAUUUCCUUCGACCCUUCCGGGACCUUCUAGUGGUGAGCGGUGCUUUCGAGAUCAAGAUUCCGAAGGCUGCUCCGCCUCCUACGACUUCAGCCGAAGGGUUGUUGAUCCGGCUUCGCGCCUCUCUCGACGAGCAGCGCCGCAACAAGCUGCUGACGGACGUCAUUUUCCGAAUCACGGGCGAAGGAGAAGCCGGCCACGAGGGAGAUCUUUGGGCUCAUCGAGCGCUAUUAGUAUCAGCGAGCGAUUAUUUCAAUCGGCUGUUCUGCGGACAAUCAGGGUUUUCCGAGAGUCGUGCCGCGUCUGUUGAGGAUCCCGUGGUCAUGUCGAUGGAAGACGAACUGGAGUUGCACUGUACAGGGCUUGUGCUUGAUUACAUCUAUACCGGGCAGUUCGAGGAAACGCAGGAUCGCGAGUGUUUACUCGAAAUGAUGACAUUGUCUCAUCGCUGGGAGCUCAAAGACGUCCAAGCACAUGCCGAAGCGCUGCUCGUCCCAACCAUCACCCCCGGGACCUAUCAUGAAUUACGACAACGUGCUGAGGCGAUUGAAGCUAAGUAUCUACUGGAGAAGAUCGAUGAGUUUGAGCGCGACAAUGCCUACGUUCUUGGAGAUAUGGCGUGA
This is a messenger RNA of Dichomitus squalens LYAD-421 SS1, 8617 nucleotides long. RefSeq lists its product as uncharacterized. The record is from RefSeq and is a predicted model, not a curated record. The transcript has 15 exons. Gene Ontology annotation, molecular function: Hsp70 protein binding; proton-transporting ATP synthase activity, rotational mechanism. Gene Ontology annotation, biological process: proton motive force-driven ATP synthesis. NCBI's taxonomy places the organism in Eukaryota, Fungi, Basidiomycota, Agaricomycetes, Polyporales, Polyporaceae. Bases 80 to 8617 code for a protein of 2845 amino acids.